Talaromyces atroroseus is the source of this 1692-nucleotide messenger RNA. RefSeq lists its product as hypothetical. Gene Ontology annotation, molecular function: transmembrane transporter activity. The transcript has 7 exons. The coding region runs from base 1 to 1692 and encodes 563 amino acids. The record is from RefSeq and is a predicted model, not a curated record. Gene Ontology annotation, biological process: transmembrane transport. NCBI's taxonomy places the organism in Eukaryota, Fungi, Ascomycota, Eurotiomycetes, Eurotiales, Trichocomaceae.
AUGCAAAAAUCCGAGUAUUCGAGCGGGCCGUCAACAAGUGCCAUGGCCAUAAAGUCCACACUUCAGACUGAAAAUGAAGGCAAAGACAAGGAUAUGGACAUGGACAUGACCAACAGGACUGCUGUGGACUUGGAUGACUCCCAGUCAGGCAAGACUCCCAAGCCUCUUACCGGCCUGACACUCCUUGCUCUGAUGGCAAGCAUAACUCUGGCUGCAUUUCUGCUGCUUCUCGACGCCUCGAUAGUCGCCACGGCCGUGCCCAAAAUCACCGGCCAAUUCCAUUCUCUCGACCAAGUUGGCUGGUAUGGAACUGCAUACCUCGCAGCCAACUGUGCAUGUCAGCCUCUUACUGGAAAGAUCUAUACCUUCUUCAGCAUCAAAUGGACGUAUCUCACCUUUUUCGCCUUGUUCGAAAUUGGGUCUGCAUUGUGCGGUGGUGCCACCUCGUCGAAUAUGCUGAUUGUAGGUCGUGCAGUAGCAGGCUUGGGUGGAUCGGGCCUACUCAAUGGGAGUUAUACAAUCAUAGCUGCAACUCUGCCAGUUGCAAAACAGCCAUCAUAUCGUGGAAUCUUGAUGGGACUUGCUAUCCUCGGUCUAGUAGGCGGCCCAUUGAUUGGUGGCGUUCUGACUGAGUAUGCGUCUUGGAGAUGGUGUUUCCUGAUCAACCUGCCCUGUGGUGGCGUAGUCGCACUCUUUCUCAUCCUCAUCCCAAUCCCGGAUAUGGGCGCCACCAGCGACGGAAAACAGACCGUGCUUGGGCGGCUACGAAGACUGGACUUGAUAGGAUUCGUUCUGUUUGCACCCACCAUGCUCAUGCUCAUAUUUGCAUUGGAGUGGGGUGGCGUCAAUUACGCCUGGAAGAGUGCGAUGAUAAUCGGCCUGUUUUGCGGCUCGUUUGGCAAUCUGCUCGUCUUCAUAGCGUGGGAACAUCGCAUGGGCAGUGGUGCCAUGAUACCACUGGCCCUCAUAAGGAGGCGGGUUAUAUGGAGCAGCUGUCUCAACAUGGCCUUCAUGGUAGGGUGCACAAUGGUCAUAACCUACUAUUUCCCCAUAUACUUCCAGGCCGUGCGGGGUGCUUCACCUACCCAAAGUGGCGUUGAUAUGCUUCCUCAGAUACUCAGCAAUAUGAUUAUUACGAUUAUCACCGGUAUAUUAGUGGGACGUGUUGGCUAUUACGUUCCCUUCUCCCUAGCCAGCGGGAUUUGCAUGUCCAUCGGAUCCGGUCUCAUUUCGACCAUCACUGCAACAUCUCCAAACGCCCCACGAAUAGGAUACCAGAUUUUGCAGGGCGCCCAGGGAUUCGGGUUUCAGAUUCCCAUCCUCGCGGUUCAGGACAGCAUACGCAGGGAAGAAGUCUCUACUGCGGUGGCCAUGGUGGUCUUUUCUCAGAACUUUGGCGGUGCCAUUUUCCUGGCUAUUGCAGAGGUGAUCUUCUCCGGCCAGCUGAGGCGCGAGCUGGCCAUUCAUGCACCGGAUGUCAAUGCCGAUGUGGUCAUUGCGGCAGGCACGUCGGCGGCAGAUGUGCGUGCCGCGGUGUCGCCGUCAAUGCUCCCAGGUGUGCUGGUGUCGUACAGCAAGACGUUCAAUCAUGUCACGUACCUGGCUGUUGGUGCAGCAUGUGGUGUCUUCGUGUCGGCCACGGCUAUGGGCUGGGUGCGUCUGCGGAAGGAGGAAGACGAGGAGGAGGCCUAG